Molecule: messenger RNA, 6329 nt
Organism: Scophthalmus maximus (turbot)
Lineage: Eukaryota; Metazoa; Chordata; Actinopteri; Pleuronectiformes; Scophthalmidae
Gene: plekhh1
Product: pleckstrin homology domain containing, family H (with MyTH4 domain) member 1
Exons: 29
Coding region: 546-4664 (1372 amino acids)
Cellular component (GO): cytoskeleton
Source: RefSeq, a predicted model, not a curated record
CCGCGGAGCAAAAACACUGUUGUCUGACUCGGGCCGGUGUCGGCCGCGGCCGGCGAGGAGGACCGGCGAAAGACCACGUUUGUGCUCUCUAUAAAUAUUUAUUUUCACGAGGGGAUUCGUUUGGAUCCGCUCCCCUUGGAAGAGUUCAACCAAAGUCUGUGUUUGUUUGUCUUGAAAGAGCUCGCAUCUCUUUCUCUCUCACUUCAUCCGCUGCAUUAAAAUUCCCAAGUCUUCUCUGCAUUUUCACAUCUAUUUAAUGAUUGAUAAAAAAGAUUGAAUAGAUAGAUUAUUGAGGCCCUGAUUUUCCUUUCAGUAUUUCCUUUCUGCGUCCUUCGUCUGUUCACGCUCCCCUCUUUUGACCGGCGGCUUUACCACUUAAUGAUUGAACCGGAGUCAUUGGAUUUAAGAGUUAAUGAUUAAAGUCUUGGUGCAGGUGGAGCGCUCAGUAAAACCAAGUUCGGCUCGCUCCUCUUUUACUUCCUCUGCUCUUUAAAUUGAUGCUCCUUGUGACCAGUGUUGCCGAUGUGCGCAACUACGAUUAAACGAUGAACAUCAGAUUAUCAAGCCACCAGAUGCAGGAGCUGGAGCAGAGGGUGUUGGAGGCCGACCAGCGGGCGGAGAGCGCCGAGAAGCAGAUACACGUCAUGGAAGAAAAGCUGAAGUCGGCGAACGUACAAACCAGCGAGUGCGAGAGCUCGCUGUGCAGAAAGUACCAGGACCUGACCAGUCAGGUCCAACAGAGAGACGCUGCGAUACAGAGACUAGAGAUGCAGCUGGAAAAGCAGAUCUUAGUCAGGGCCCAGGAGGCCAAAAGCAUUGAGGAGAAGGCGGCCAAGAUUAAAGACUGGGUCACCUUCAAGCUGAGAGAGAUGGAGCAGGAGAACCAGCAGCUCAAGAUGUCCAACUUGAAGCAAACGGAACAGAUAAUGUCGCUGCAGGACAAACUCCAAUCUCUCUUAGAGAAACCUGCGUCCUCGGGGUCCCCUGCCACCUCCCCGGUAAUGGACGCCCACCUGGUGCCCAACAGCCCCCUGUUCCCCCCCAGCUGCCCGGGCACACCACCCGCCCAGGACGACGGCUGGAGACACGCGGGUCCUCGCGGGGCCGCCUCUCAUAUCAAGAUCUCGCCAGCAGACGUGAAGGUCAGCGUAGGGAUUUGCCUCGGGGACCUUGCGGCCCACGAUGCUCUCUGUCAGGGCCGGAGCCGCGAGGGGCCCGGCAGCCCGGAGCUCCCCGUGUGCCCAGCGGGUCCGGCGGGAUGCUCGGACAGGGACAACUCCUCCGACGAGCUCAACAGCAAGUUCCGCUCUCAGUGCCUUCACUCGUCCUCGUCCUCCUCGUCCUCGUCCUCGGCGUACGAGAUGGCCCUCGGGCCGAGCUCCCCGGAGCCGUCCGUCAGGAUGACACCGAGCAGCCCGCUCCUGUCGCGCUCCCCGUCGACCAACAAUCCCUUCCCCAACCCGCCCGCGCCUCUGGUCCACCAGUCGGGCACCAGCAUGACGUUGCCCAAAGUGCGUACGCCGCUCACGCCCAGAGACAGCAUCCAGCUGGUGAAGAAGCACUACAGCCAGCCGCAGCCGAGCCUGGACAGACUCCACCACCUCAACGUGAGCGUAGACAUCGUGAGCCCGUCGUCCACCUCCUCCACGCUGAAGAGCACCGGCACCAUCACCUCGCCCUUCUCCCAGGUUGUGGAAGAAACGGACAUUGACGACGGGCUCCCCGACAGCAUGGACGGGGUGGUGGAGGGGUCGGGCUCGGAGGAGUCGUCCCGGGACGGGGUCUCCUUCGUGGGGCUUGCGGAGGAGCUGGAAAUUCUCAAGCCGCCAACGCCUCCUUUACAUCGCUUCCCCUCAUGGGAGAGUCGUAUCUAUGCUGUGGCCAAGUCGGGAAUGCGAGUAUCAGAGGCCAGUCCCGGAGCCAGGGGCCCCGGACGAGGGUCCAACUUACCCCAGUAUCCUGCGGCGGGUCCGUUCACGCAGUUGAUCUACAAGAAUAUUAAUGUACCGGUCUACACCACACUGAAAGGGAAAGCCACUCAGAUCAGCAGUGUGCCUCUGCCUGACGACGACUCCGGGUCGGAGGAUGACAGCGGCUCUCUGGCCAGUUUGCGAACCUCCAUCCUGAGCCCGGAGAGGAAGACCAGCGUCCCCGGGAGCCCGCGGGCCGCCAAGCGAGGUGUGUCCAUGUCCUCCAUAAGCUCCGAAAGCGACUACGCCAUUCCUCCCGAUGCCUACUCCCUGGACAGCGACUACUCGGAGCCGGAACAUAAAGUCCAGCGGACCUCCUCCUACUCCUGUGAAAGCUCCGGGCCUGAGACGCUGGAGAAGUCCGGGUACCUGCUGAAGAUGGGCAGCCGGGUGAAAGCGUGGAAACGCCGCUGGUUCAUCCUGAGGAACGGGGAGAUCCUCUACUACAAAUCUCCGAGCGACGUGAUCAGGAAACCUCAGGGUCAGAUUGAACUCAACUCAUCCUGCAGUAUAGUGCGCGGAGAGGGUGCGCAGACAUUUCAAUUGAUCACGGAGAAGAAGACCUUCUACCUAACCGCGGAUUCACCCAACAUCCUGGAGGAGUGGAUCAGGGUGCUGCAGAACAUACUCAAGGUCCAGGCCAGCAGCCCAGUUGCCGCGGAGACCACGGCCAAGCCCACCGUGAGAGGUUGGCUUACGAAGGUCAAACAUGGGCACUCGAAGCUGGUGUGGUGUUCUCUGGUCGGAAAGGUCUUCUACUACUAUCGCAACCAGGAGGACAAGUUGCCUCUGGGUCAGCUGCAGACGCGGGAGGCGUCGGUGCAGGAGGUGGACCGCUCCUGCGAUUCGGACGAGGACUAUGAAGCGGGCGGCCGCGGUUUCCUCUCCUCCCACUGCACCUUGGUGGUCCAGCCCCGAGACCAGAGUCCUACGUACCUGCUGAUCGGCACCAAGCAGGAGAAGGACACGUGGCUGUAUCACCUGACUGUGGCUGCCGGCAGCUGCGCGACCUUCAAGGUGGGCACAGAGUACGAGCAGCUGAUCGGUAAACUCCUUGACGCAGAGGGAGACCCGGAAUCGGCCGCGUGGAGGAGCGAGGCCUUGAGCUUCUGCAAGGAGGGUCUGCGCUCGCCCCUCACCACCCUGCCCUCCGAGGCCCUGCAGACAGAGGCUCUCAAGCUCUUCAAGUCCUGUCAGCUCUUCAUCAACGUGCUGGUCGAGUCCCCGUCUGUCGACUACCACACGUCGCUGGCCCAGAACGCUUUGCAGGUGUGCCUGACCCACCCGGAGCUGCAGAACGAAAUGUACUGUCAGCUGAUCAGGCAGACAAACCGCCGCACGCCACACAACCACUCCCUCACGCAGUGCUGGCAGCUGUUGUCUCUGUGCGUCGCUCUGUUUCUUCCUCAACAACAUUUCCUCUGGUACCUGAGACAGUACCUGCAACGCAACGCUGACCCGAGGAGUGAGGUAGGGAAGUACGCCGUGUACUGUCAGAGGUCCGUGGAGCGAACCCUGCAGAAUGGAGAGCGGGAGGCCAAGCCCUCGCGCAUGGAGAUCGUCUCCAUCCUGCUGAGGAACCCCUACCACCACUCACUGCCGUUCAGCAUCCCGGUCCACUUCAUGAACAACACCUACCAGGUGGUGGGAUUCGACGGCUCCACCACAGUCGACGAGUUCCUCAACACGCUGAACCAGAGGAUCGGCAUGAGGAAGCCUCAGCUGUCGGGGUUCGCCCUCUUCACCGACGACCCGUCCGGCAAAGACCUGGAGCACUGCCUGCAGCCGUCGGCCAAGAUCUGUGAUGUCAUUUCCAAGUGGGAACAGGCUCUGAAGGAGCUGCACCCUGGGAAAAACGAGGGGACGCGGAUCGUUCGGCUGACGUACAAGAGCAGACUGUGUUUCAGAACUCAGGUGAAAGGAGAGACGGAGCGGGAGCGCCUCCUGCUGGCGUACCAGGUGAACGAUGAAGUUCAACAAGGCCACUUCCCUGUGAACAAAGAGCUGGCUCUCGAGGUGGCCGCCCUCAUGGCACAGGUCGAACACGGUGACUUGGAGCGACCCGCCGCCUCCUCUCCCUCCGGCUCGCCUCAGCCCAAAUCCCAGCUGAUCCUCCUGCAGGCCUUGGAGCGCUUCCACCCCAAACGCUACAAACAGGACUGCAGCUCCGAGCAGCUCAGGGACCUUACUGAGCGGCUGGCCACUAAGUGGUCCAUGCUACGUGGGUGCAGUGCAUCCGAGUGUGUGAGAAUAUACCUGACGGUGGCUCGGAAAUGGCCCCUGUUCGGAGCCAAACUCUUCAGUGCCAAGCCCGUCCCCCCGUCUCCUGUGGAGCAGAGUCAGGUGUGGCUGGCAGUCAACGAGGACGGACUGUGUGUGCUGGACUACACAAUGCACACGCUGGUCACGUACUCCUACCAGGGUGUGAUCACCUUCGGGGGCUGCCGGGACGACUUCAUGGUGGUGGUGAGCCAGCAGAGGGAGCCGGGAGUCGGCAAGAAGAGUGUGGAGAAGCUGGUCUUUGGGAUGACUAAACCGAAGAUCCUGGAGCUGACUCUGCUCAUGGCCAGCUACAUCAACCACUGGAGCCCCGGCCCCCCGUCGGCCUCGCCCCCGCCGCUCGGCCACUGGGACGUCGACAGCAGGCACUUCCCCGCCAUGAACUACACCACCAAGGGCCCCACGCUACUGUGAAUCCUGCGGGUGUCGAGAGCACCGAAGACUGUCUGGACCGCGGGGAGGCUUGGACGACGGCACUUACGUUUGAAGCUGUUUUGUACGCAAUGUACGAAAAAAUGUCUGCAGACAACAUUUGCAGACGUUUGCGUGUCUCGCAUGCAUCCCCAUCCGGACAAGUUCAGGAAAACGUCCGGACUUCAGUGCGUAUCUGAAAGCAGCCUCGGCCCACACUCAUCUGGAGUGCGGCGGGUUUCAUGUCCGGGUUUUUCCAUUCGUACAGAACCAGGUACUAUAGGAUAUUAUUAUUUUUAUAUAUAUAUAUACACUCGUUUCAUAAGUGUUUUCUCAUGAAGAUUUAGAUAUAGAAAUAUUAGAUUCAGUCUUGUUAGACUCGGUUGCCACUUCCUGUCACACUUCCUUCAUUUUUCCAGCCUUUACAGAUCUCAGACUCUUUUCUUAAACAAAAAAAGAAAAUAUUAAAGCUGUUGCCCGAGAGCCUGGUUUGCGGAAAUACAGUGUCACUGUAAUUGUUCACCAUGAAUUUUCACACAUACUUGACAAUGAACUUAGACUUUAAAAAAAUGUUGGGUCCUGUGCAAUUAGAACUAGGGACUGAUAGGGUAAGAAAUACCACAGAUUCAUUGUUUUUAUUGUCGUCUUGUACUAUAAUCCAUGUCCAAUAUUACUAUGAUUUAGGGCUGCAACUAACUUUUAUCUGUUAAACUUAUGAGUUUGGUUUUUUUUUUUUAAAUCAAUGACUGCUCAGAAAAAGUUUAUCACAGAUUCCCAGAGCCCAAGUUGACAUAUUCAGAUUCAAUCAAACAAACCCCAAAAUAAUAAUUAAUAAUUAUUUUAACUGUCAUAGAAAAUUUAAAAACAAGAUGAAGUUUUGACACAUUUGCUUAAAUACAAAUGUUGCAGAUUCAUUUUGUGUCCAUUGACUAAACAAUGAAUCAGCUCCACCUUAGCACACAUUUAUAUUCCUUAUAAAAUAGGGGGGUGGGUUUGCUAUGGAACUUUUGAUUAUCCUUUUAAUAUCUUUAAUGUGAAAGUGAAUAUUUAGCUUAUCUAGUAUAAAGCAGGACAAAAAGUUAGUGAACUUAUGUGAACAAUUUUGCCAAGAUCACCUAUUAAAAUUGUACUCAAUAAGGCAAUGGGAAAGAAAAGUUAUAAAACAGUGAUAUACUGUACGUCUAAUGCAUCUGUGAAAUUUUGUAGCAGUGCAUUGUGUUUAUAUUUUUAGUUGUCUCUGAAAACUUUCCUUUUCAUCGUCGGAUCACUCAGUGUUUUAAUCAACGGUCAGGUAUAAAAGGAGAGAAACAGAUCCUUUUUUUUUAAAGCGCAACCAAAAUAUUUCCAAUGACUUGAACUGUUUUGGAUCAAACCACUGUCGUGCUCGUAUAUCCAUAUUAGUUUAUUUAUUUUAUUUCUUACAUAUUUUGGGGGCUGUUGCUUAAAAGGAGAUGAUUCCCACAACUGCCUCACGUUUGUCUGGGGGAAAAAACCUUCCAGCUUUGUUGAUGUAGCAGAUUAAUUUAAGAGCAGAGUCAGUCUGUUACUGCACCUGAACUAGAAUAUGGAACAAAUGUUUGAAAGAUGUCGGUGUCUUUAUGUCGGCUGUACUGUAUGUGUACUGUAUGUGUGUGUUGUAAUAAAAUACAUGAUACAUCCUCCCAUUGA